Messenger RNA from Thamnophis elegans (Western terrestrial garter snake), 837 nucleotides. It is a transcript of the gene ISL2, whose product is annotated as ISL LIM homeobox 2. The record is from RefSeq and is a predicted model, not a curated record. NCBI's taxonomy places the organism in Eukaryota, Metazoa, Chordata, Lepidosauria, Squamata, Natricidae. Gene Ontology annotation, cellular component: nucleus. Gene Ontology annotation, biological process: positive regulation of transcription by RNA polymerase II; axonogenesis; neuron fate specification. The transcript is spliced from 4 exons. The coding region runs from base 1 to 837 and encodes 278 amino acids. Gene Ontology annotation, molecular function: DNA-binding transcription factor activity, RNA polymerase II-specific; cis-regulatory region sequence-specific DNA binding.
AUGGUGGAUAUUAUUUUUCCUUCCCCUUUUGGAGGUGCGAUGGGGGACAACACCAAAAAGAAACCCGGGAUCGCCACGUGCGUGGGCUGCGGGAGCGAAAUCCACGACCAGUACAUCCUCAAGGUCUCGCCGGACCUGGAGUGGCACGCGGCGUGUCUGAAGUGCGCGGACUGUAGGCAGUUCCUGGACGAGACGUGUACUUGCUUCGUGCGCGAUGGCAAAACUUACUGUAAAAGAGAUUACAUCAGGCUCUUCGGCAUCAAGUGCGCCAAGUGCGCGGGCGGCUUCAGCAGCAGCGACCUGGUCAUGCGCGCCCGCGACCACGUCUACCACCUGGAGUGCUUCCGAUGCUCCGUCUGCAGCCGGCAGCUCCUGCCCGGGGACGAGUUCUCGCUGCGCGACCACGAGCUGCUCUGCCGCGCCGACCACAGCCUCCUGCUCGACGGCGCCGGCUCGGCCGAGAGCCCCCCACGCAGCCCUGGACACCUGCAGGGCGCCAGGCCGGGACACCUCCAACUCCCAGACGCGGUGCCCGGGCGGCAGCCUUCCCUGCGUCCCCACGUGCACAAGCAGGCGGAGAAGACGACGCGGGUUCGGACGGUGCUGAACGAGAAGCAGCUUCACACGCUGCGCACCUGCUACGCGGCCAACCCGCGGCCGGACGCGCUGAUGAAGGAGCAGCUGGUGGAGAUGACCGGCCUGAGCCCACGCGUGAUCCGCGUCUGGUUCCAGAACAAGCGCUGCAAAGACAAGAAGAAAUCCAUCCUCAUGAAACAGCUGCAGCAACAGCAGCAGCACAGCGACAAGGCAGUAAGUGGGCCAGCCGAGCCGGGCUGA